AUGAGCGAGCAAUUGUACGACAACAUUCUUGCAACAUUUCACCUGACUGGUGACACCCAGAUGUGCCAAGUACGUAGGAGUAUAUCCAAAUUGAUGUUCCUUCACAUUGCUACCAUCGUAACCACCAGGGCCAACGAAUAUGCAAGCAAAGCGGAAAAAUAUAUAAGGAAACAUUGCCAUAGAAAACCACCUUGGGCAAAUGAAUCCUGUGCAACCCGUCCUUCGAUAUGGACCAUUUGGUACGAAGGUGGAAUGUUCGAAGUGAAUGAUCUGCGAUCAAAAUGCUCUGUGGGUUGUGUUGUGAAUACUCGAUAUAUCACCAUGUCAGUCCGAGGUUUGGAUACAUACAUGAGUGCAGGUUUCCGCUCACGCAUUCUUCCCCAUCUUUCUUCAGCAGUGAUUAAGGCCUUGGUCAUCACAUUGAGCCCUAGAAGGCCUGAAGGCGGUUUGGAGCUUCGAUUCCUUCGUUGGAUCGAUAUCUUUUGUUCUGAUUUAAGGAGAAAGUUGAUUCUUGUUUUCAACAUCCUGGAGACAACUGGCGAGGGAAAUCCGUGGGAGGUAUUGUUACCUUGUAACCUCCGUCAGGACGCAUUUUCUGCAUCUUACGUGGUUCGCUGA
Lindgomyces ingoldianus is the source of this 618-nucleotide messenger RNA. RefSeq lists its product as uncharacterized. The coding region runs from base 1 to 618 and encodes 205 amino acids. The transcript is spliced from 6 exons. NCBI's taxonomy places the organism in Eukaryota, Fungi, Ascomycota, Dothideomycetes, Pleosporales, Lindgomycetaceae. The record is from RefSeq and is a predicted model, not a curated record.